This is a messenger RNA of Rhincodon typus (whale shark), 782 nucleotides long. Its product is annotated as nucleoside diphosphate kinase. The transcript has 4 exons. The record is from RefSeq and is a predicted model, not a curated record. The coding region runs from base 144 to 635 and encodes 163 amino acids. Gene Ontology annotation, molecular function: nucleoside diphosphate kinase activity. Gene Ontology annotation, biological process: GTP biosynthetic process; UTP biosynthetic process; CTP biosynthetic process. NCBI's taxonomy places the organism in Eukaryota, Metazoa, Chordata, Chondrichthyes, Orectolobiformes, Rhincodontidae.
AACUCUGAUUUCUCUCCACAGAUGCUGUCAGACCUGCUGAGCUUCUCCAGCAAUUUCUAAUUUUGUCUGUUAUUGAGUAAACUCAGUUAGAGUAUACCUGAGUGCAUCAUGUAUAAUUGAGGAUCAGAGACCCCCUCCUCCUAAUGUCAUUCUGUGUGGAACCUUCUAGAAACAUGUCUGAUAACAAGGAACGAACCUUCAUUGCUGUGAAGCCAGAUGGAGUCCAGAGGAGCAUUGUGGGUGAAGUCAUCAAACGCUUUGAACAGAAAGGAUUUAAACUGGUUGCCAUGAAAUUUCUUCAGGCUCCUAAGGAUCUGCUUGAAAAGCAUUACUGCGAGCUUUCAGACAAACCUUUCUACCCCAAGUUGAUCAAGUACAUGAGUUCAGGACCUGUCGUUGCCAUGGUGUGGGAGGGCCUGAACAUGGUGAAAACUGGUAGAGUGAUGCUGGGUGAGACCAAUCCAGCAGAUUCCAAGCCUGGCACCAUUCGUGGUGAUUUCUGUAUUCAGGUUGGCAGGAACAUCAUCCAUGGCAGUGACUCUGUAGAAAGUGCAAAGAAGGAGAUUAGCCUUUGGUUCAAACCUGAGGAGCUGGUGGAGUACCAGAACUGUGCCCAAGACUGGAUCUAUGAGUGAACCAUUCCAAAAUUGCAUGGACGCAUCCUAAUUAAAUCAUUCCAACUUGUCUUCGGAAGUUGAUUUUUUUAAACUGAUUUCAUAUCAUGUCUUGGUCCUGAAUGUAAAAGCAAGUAACAACAAUAAACUAACUGUUUAAAAAAAAAA